Molecule: messenger RNA, 5425 nt
Organism: Nothoprocta perdicaria
Lineage: Eukaryota; Metazoa; Chordata; Aves; Tinamiformes; Tinamidae
Gene: DENND5A
Product: DENN domain containing 5A
Exons: 24
Coding region: 24-3989 (1321 amino acids)
Molecular function (GO): small GTPase binding; guanyl-nucleotide exchange factor activity
Source: RefSeq, a predicted model, not a curated record
CCGCGCACCCCUCGCGCUCCAGCAUGAGCGGCGGCGGCGGCUCCUCGCCACCCGGCCGCUUCGCCGACUACUUCGUCAUCUGCGGGCUGGACACCGAGACGGGCUUGGAGCCGGACGAGCUCUCUGCUUUAUGCCAGUAUAUACAGGCCUCUAAAAUCCGAGAUGGUGCCGGCUGUUUCAUUUCAAGUGCAACAGAAGGGGAAAACUUUGAACAGACACCUUUAAGACGCACAUUUAAGUCCAAAGUUCUUGCUCGCUAUCCUGAGAAUGUUGAAUGGAAUCCCUUCGACCAGGAUGCCGUGGGAAUGCUGUGUAUGCCGAAAGGCCUUGCUUUCAAGACCCAAGCAGAUUCCAGAGAACCUCAGUUCCACUCUUUCAUUAUUACUCGUGAAGAUGGCUCACGGACAUUUGGAUUUUCUCUCACAUUUUUUGAGGAAGUCACUAGUAAGCAGAUCUGCAGUGCAAUGCAGACGUUAUAUCAUAUGCACAAUGCUGAGUAUGACAUUUUUCAUACUCCACCCCCAAAUGACAAAGAUAGCUGCAGCAGCACAGGAGACUGCAAUGGCACUUCUGUUUCAAAGCUACAGCGCUUUAACUCGUAUGAUAUCAGCAGAGACACCCUGUAUGUCUCGAAGUGCAUCUGUUUGAUUGCACCCAUGUCUUUCAUGAAAGCCUGUAAGAAAGUACUAGAGCAACUUCACCAAGCUGUGACUUCGCCUCAGCCACCACCUCUACCUUUGGAAAGCUACAUCUACAACAUUCUCUAUGAGGUUCCUCUUCCUCCAGCAGGAAGGUCGUUAAAAUUUUCAGGUGUUUACGGACCGAUUGUCUGCCAGAGGCCAAGCACCAGUGAACUUCCGUUGUUUGAUUUUCCUGUUAAAGAAGUUUUUGAAUUGCUUGGAGUAGAAAAUGUGGUUCAGCUCUUUACCUGUGCCCUCUUGGAAUUUCAGAUCCUGCUUUAUUCACAGCAUUAUCAGAGACUGAUGACUGUGGCAGAGACCAUCACAGCGCUGAUGUUUCCAUUUCAGUGGCAGCAUGUGUAUGUUCCUAUCCUUCCAGCUUCCCUCCUUCAUUUUCUAGAUGCUCCUGUCCCUUACUUGAUGGGAUUGCACUCCAAUGGGUUGGAUGACAGGUCCAAGCUAGAGCUGCCUCAAGAGGCAAAUUUAUGCUUUGUGGAUGUAGACAACCAUUUCAUCGAGUUGCCAGAAGACCUGCCCCAGUUUCCAAAUAAGCUUGAGUUCGUUCAGGAAAUAUCGGAGAUAUUGAUGGCUUUUGGAAUCCCACCUGAGGGAAACCUUCACUGCAGUGAGAGUGCCUCCAAGAUGAAGAGCCUUAGAGCAUGUGAUAUAGUUUCUGAUAAAAGAAAUGGGAACAUAGCGGGAUCACCUUUGAAUUCCUGUGAGCUGCUCAAGGAAAAUGAGACCAUCGCAAGACUGCAGGCCCUUGUGAAAAGAACAGGUGUGAGCCUAGAGAAGCUGGAGGUGCGAGAAGAGACCAGUAGCAAAAAGGAUCUUAAAAUUCAGUGUGAUGAAGAAGAGUUCAAGAUUUACCAGCUGAAUAUUCAGAUUCGUGAAGUUUUUGCCAACCGCUUCACACAGAUGUUUGCAGAUUAUGAAGUAUUUGUCAUUCAGCCCAGCCAGGACAAGGAAUCUUGGUUUACCAACAGGGAGCAGAUGCAAAACUUUGAUAAAGCAUCUUUCUUGUCCGACCAGCCUGAACCUUACUUACCUUUCCUCUCAAGAUUCCUGGAGACCCAAAUGUUUGCAUCUUUUAUUGACAACAAGAUUAUGUGUCAUGAUGAAGAUGAAAAAGACCCAGUUCUGAGAGUAUUUGAUUCCAGAGUGGAUAAAAUUAGGCUGCUAAAUGUUAGGACACCAACUCUACGCACGUCUAUGUAUCAGAAAUGCACAACCAUUGAUGAGGCUGAGAAAGCUAUUGAAUUGAGGCUAGCAAAAAUAGAUCACACUGCAGUCCACCCCCACUUGCUGGACAUGAAAAUUGGACAAGGAAAAUAUGAACUUGGAUUUUUUCCCAAGCUUCAAUCUGAUGUCCUUUCCACUGGACCAGCAAGCAACAAGUGGACGAAGAGAAACGCUCCUGCACAGUGGAGGCGGAAGGACAGACAGAAGCAACAUACAGAGCAUCUGCGUCUUGACAAUGACCAGAGAGAGAAAUAUAUCCAAGAAGCCAGGAAUCUGGGCAGUACCAUUCGGCAGCCCAAACUGUCUAACCUCUCUCCUUCAGUAAUCGCGCAAACAAAUUGCAAGUUUGUAGAAGGCUUAUUGAAGGAAUGCCGAAAUAAGACCAAGAGGAUGCUGGUUGAAAAAAUGGGUCGAGAAGCAGUGGAACUAGGUCAUGGUGAGGUGAAUAUCACAGGUGUGGAAGAGAAUACCCUGAUAGCCAGUCUGUGUGAUCUCUUGGAAAGGAUAUGGAGCCAUGGUCUGCAGGUCAAACAGGAUAGAAGCUGUACUGCUUUCAUCUUAGAAGACAGAGCAUCAGUAUACUCUGCUUCAACUCAGAUUUGGGCCUUUCAGACCAGCAGACGGUCAACCCUACAUAAGGGAAAAUCGGCUUUGUGGUCUCAUCUGUUGCAUUACCUAGAAAACAGGCAGAAAAAAGUUACAUCGGGCAGCUUCAGUUCCUCAGGAAUACUUCUUGAGUCAGAAAGGAGAAAGUCGGAUGCCAGCACAGCCAUGUCACCUCUUAGAAUCUCUCUCGUCCAGGAUAUGAGGCACAUACAGAACAUCAGUGAGAUCAAAACAGAUGUUGGCAAAGCUAGAGCCUGGGUUCGGCUGUCUAUGGAGAAGAAGUUGCUCUCUAGGCAUCUAAAGCAGCUACUUUCAGAUCACGAGCUCACCAAGAAACUCUACAAGCGUUAUGCGUUCCUGCGCUGUGAUGAUGAGAAAGAACAAUUUUUGUAUCAUCUCCUGUCAUUCAAUGCAGUUGAUUACUUUUGUUUUACCAAUGUUUUCACAACAGUCUUGAUACCAUACCAUAUAUUGGUUGUUCCUAGCAAGAAACUUGGUGGUUCGAUGUUUACAGCCAAUCCGUGGAUCUGUAUUUCAGGAGAACUGGGUGAAACAGGUGUCCUGCAGGUUCCCAGGAAUAUAUUAGAAAUGACAUUUGAGUGCCAAAACCUGGGAAAACUGACCACAGUACAGAUAGGACAUGAUAAUUCCGGACUGUAUGCCAAGUGGCUAGUGGAAUAUGUUAUGGUCAGAAAUGAAAUUACAGGGCAUACUUACAAGUUUCCCUGUGGAAGGUGGCUUGGAAAGGGCAUGGAUGACGGUAGCUUGGAGAGGAUCCUCGUGGGAGAGUUGUUGACUUCCCACACAGAGGCUGAUGAGCGGCAGUGCCGGACUCCUCCGCUGCAGCAGUCACCAAGCAUGAUCAGGAGGCUGGUCACCAUCUCGCCGAACAACAAGCCGAAAUUAAAUACUGGUCAGAUACAAGAAGCUAUUGGUGAAGCUGUCAAUGGCAUUGUCAAGCACUUUCACAAGCCAGAGAAAGAGAGAGGCAGUCUCACACUGUUGCUCUGUGGAGAAAGUGGACUUGUUUCAGCUCUUGAGCAAGUGUUUCAACAUGGAUUUAAAUCACCCAGGCUCUUCAAAAACGUCUUUAUUUGGGACUUUUUAGAAAAAGCACAAACAUAUUAUGAGACUCUUGAGCAGAAUGAAAUGGUUCCUGAAGAGAACUGGCAGACAAGGGCCAGGAAUUUCUGCCGCUUUAUCACUGCUAUCAACAACACACCUAGAAACAUUGGGAAGGAUGGCAAGUUUCAGAUGCUGGUGUGUCUUGGAGCCAGAGACCAUCUUUUGCACCACUGGAUCGCUCUGCUUGCAGACUGCCCGAUCACAGCACAGAUGUAUGAAGAAGCAGCACUGAUUAAGGACCAUACACUUGUGAACUCUUUGAUUCGGGUGCUGCAGACCUUGCAGGAGUUCAACAUCACGUUGGAGGCAUCCCUCGUCAAAGGAAUUGAUAUUUGACCUCUUGUCCCGUAGAUGAAUAUCUUAAAAUUAGAAAACUGGGGUGGGGGGAGGCAACAAGGAGUCAGUCAUUAGUAUGCAAAGUUCUGUCUGCCAGUACAUUGUAUCGUGAACUCGUUCAUGGCCCCAAAAUGCAACUUUGACUUUUCUUGAAGGAUACUCCAAUAAUAGUGCAGGCAAGAGGAUAGAAGCUGUAAACUCAAUGUAAAAAAGAGGAUUUUGGUAUAAAUCUAUUUUAGAGUUUAUUUGCUGAUUUGCUUUUUACACACUUUCAUGUGAAAGAGAUAGAGAUGAGUAUUGUGCAGCUUAUUUUAAAGCUGCAAUAUUUCCUUGCCAUAGAAAACGUGCAGUGAGCCUUUCAGCAUUCUGUGAACUUGCCCUCAGAUAUGCUGUAUGUCAUAGACCCCAAUAUAUACACUCCAUUUCUGCUAAGAAGGUCAUUCUAUAGUUUUUAAACUAAUCUUUUAUAUAUUAACAUUAUUACCAAUGUUUAAUUUUUAACAUGUUGGAUCACUGUUCUACUGCAAGGGAACUACAAAUUCUUUGUGCUUUUUUUAAUAGCUCCAAAGCACUGAUUUGUCAACAAAUCACUUUUUCCUUUAUUUUUGUUGUCAGUAUUAUUUUUAGUGAAUUCCAGGAGACUGAACCGUGAAAUGUGCAGAGAUCAAAGUAAUAUUUUUCAUAUUGGUACAUAAUUGCACAGAGGAAAUUAAGCGUGUUUUUUAACCGAUGUUUUUAUUUAUUUAACCUAUUGUUGUGUUUUGUAAGUUUGUCUUUAAAAAAAAAUCUUCUAUGAUAUAACUGGCUAUGUUGUGUUGCAAUUCAGAACUUACAGUGCAGCCCACUUAAAUGAAAAACCUAGAAUAACUGUUUAUAAUGAAAAAAUGUUUCCACUUGAACCACCCUUUCAAAAUUUAUUAUAUGGUUGCUGCUGAUAUUUCUACUAACUGCAACUAAGGGUGGACCGGGGUUCCCAAAGGCCAAAUGACUGAAUAAAGACAACUGUGAUGCAGUGGAAUAAUGGGAAGCCUUACUUAACAAAUACUGGGACUUCAGGAUUUAACUUUUCUAAAGAAACAGAAAUAUUUUUCCCCUUUUUCUUUUGAAUUGAUACACUUUGGGUCCUGUUAUUGCAAUCAGCUUCAUUUGGGAUGCUUCUGUUUUUCCAUAGAAGAUUUUAGUCUAGUUGUACAAAAAAAACACAAAGCAUUUGGAAAGUUUAAUUUAUUGUAGAGCUGGAAAUUGGCAAUACCAAGAGGCAUCUUGGUUCAUUUGAAACCUCUGGUGAAAUCACUUUGAAGUGCAUAUGUGACUUAAGAACAAGCCAGUUUUCAAGUGUCACAAAUUACCAUACAGAAGUUCAGGGCUGUGUAUUUAAGAGGUCUUCACUGUAUAAACUUAUCUCAGUAUUGUCUCUCUUCUAAUGAGAAGCUGAG